This is a messenger RNA of Sparassis crispa, 429 nucleotides long. Its product is annotated as FK506-binding protein. Gene Ontology annotation, biological process: protein peptidyl-prolyl isomerization. Gene Ontology annotation, molecular function: peptidyl-prolyl cis-trans isomerase activity. The record is from RefSeq and is a predicted model, not a curated record. The transcript is spliced from 5 exons. The coding region runs from base 1 to 429 and encodes 142 amino acids. NCBI's taxonomy places the organism in Eukaryota, Fungi, Basidiomycota, Agaricomycetes, Polyporales, Sparassidaceae.
AUGAAGUUUCUGGCCUAUCUGUUUACGUUGUUCCUCGCUCUUGUCGUUCUUGCAGAUACACCAGAGCCCCCCCAAGAUCUGGUCAUCCAGACGACGUACAAGCCAGAGGACUGCUCUGUACAAGCGCAGAAGGGCGAUGCCCUCAAGGUGCACUACACCGGAACCCUCUUCUCGAACGGCAACAAGUUCGAUUCCAGUCACGAUCGUAAACAGCCCCUCGCCGUGACUCUUGGCAUGGGUCAAGUAAUCCGAGGCUGGGAUGAAGGUCUGAAGGGCAUGUGCACGAACGAGAAGCGUACGCUUACCAUCCCGCCCAACAUGGCGUAUGGACCUCGUGGAUUUGGAAACGUUAUUCCCCCAAAUUCCGCCCUCGUGUUUGACGUGGAGCUUGUGUCAUUGGAUCCUAAGGGGCCCCGCGAGGAGCUCUGA